Cannabis sativa is the source of this 1546-nucleotide messenger RNA. Its product is annotated as ras-related protein Rab7. The record is from RefSeq and is a predicted model, not a curated record. Bases 545 to 1168 code for a protein of 207 amino acids. Gene Ontology annotation, cellular component: vacuolar membrane. The transcript is spliced from 7 exons. Lineage: Eukaryota; Viridiplantae; Streptophyta; Magnoliopsida; Rosales; Cannabaceae. Gene Ontology annotation, molecular function: GTPase activity; GTP binding.
AACGACGAACAAAAUAACUAUUUAUUUGAUUUAUGCUGUUUGUUCUUUUUAAGAUCGUUGGUUCAAUGAAAGUUUAUCCCAAUUUAACUUUAUACUAUUUUAUUAGCAUAUUUGUAAAUUUAAUAAUACAUCAAAAUUUUCAAUCAAAAAAAAUAAUACUAAAAAAACUUUAUGAAAUAUUUUGAAAAAAUAAAAUAAUGAAUUAAUGCUUUAAUAUUUUUUUUCACGAGUGAAUUAUUCUAAAAAAAUUCUACCUAUAAUAAUAAAUUUUCAACAUUGACCUUUUUUUUUUUUGGAUCAAAUUUUUAAUGGUAACUUAAAAAUAAUAAAAAUAUAAUGAAAUGAUGAGUAUCCAAUCCAGGCUGUCGUUUCUUUGGGGCUCGGCUGGCUUGGCUCACCAAAAUCCAAAACCAGAGCCUCCUCGAUCGACAAAAUUACGGUCUCAUAACCAAAAUUUCCUCUCUCCAAUAACUUUUGAAUCCCAAAUUCAAACCCCCUUUUCUCUCAUUUUCGUUUCGAUUUUCAUAAAACCUCAAUUCCAUCCAUGGCUUCUCGUAGGCGUAUGCUCCUAAAGGUGAUCAUCCUUGGCGACAGCGGGGUUGGGAAGACAUCGCUGAUGAAUCAGUACGUGAAUCGUAAGUUUAGUAAUCAGUACAAGGCAACAAUUGGGGCUGAUUUUCUGACGAAGGAGGUUCAGUUUGAAGACAGGCUGUUCACACUGCAGAUUUGGGAUACGGCUGGACAAGAAAGGUUUCAAAGUCUUGGUGUGGCUUUCUAUCGAGGUGCGGAUUGUUGUGUUCUUGUCUAUGAUGUGAAUGUAAUGAAAUCUUUUGAAAAUCUUAACAACUGGCGGGAGGAGUUUUUGAUUCAGGCUAGUCCAUCCGACCCUGAGAACUUUCCAUUUGUUGUGUUGGGAAACAAGGUAGAUGUUGAUGGUGGAAACAGUCGGGUGGUCUCUGAGAAGAAAGCUAAGGCAUGGUGUGCUUCUAAGGGAAACAUACCUUACUUUGAAACAUCUGCCAAAGAAGGGUUCAAUGUUGAUGCUGCUUUUGAAUGUAUAGCCAAAAAUGCACUGAAGAAUGAACCUGAAGAAGAAAUAUACCUUCCUGAGACAAUUGACGUUGCUGGCGGAGGGCGGCAACAAAGAUCAACUGGUUGUGAAUGUUAAGUGGUUCUCAAAUGGCUUUGCUAUUUGAAUUAAUUCUACAAAAGACACUUAGCAUUUGGUGAAUAUAAUUUAGUUGCUUUUAACAAGCGCACACUUUAUUAUCAUCUAGUGAAGGUUAUGAAAUUCUGUUAUCAUUUAGAGAAGGUUGUGAAAUUCUAUUUGUAUCAUAUUUGGAUCAGGAAAAAAGACAUUUUGUCUAUCAUUGUAUCACUUUCGCAUUCCUUUUGUUUCUUCUGUUCCAUCCAACUGUGUGAUAUGUUAUUGUACUGAUGGAUACUACUCUCAGCUCAGUCUUCAUUCAUGGCUCAUAAUUGUUUGACAAUUUGUCUUUAAAUAAUAAUAUGGUAAUGAAUAGAGUCAGUUGAUUUUGAAGUUUAA